AUGGCUGACCUCUAUCGGAUUGAGCAAGGGGAAAAUGAACAUCCGAAGGCGUAUUUACAGCGUUUCAUCGACCUCGUGCAUCAAAUCCAUGAUGUCGAUCCGAUUACCGCAGCCAACCUCUUCGUCAAAAGCUUGCAGGUGGGGUCUCUUUUACAUGAAAAUCUCACCAUGACACCACCCUAUGACAUGGCAGAGGUUCAGACCCGAGUCGAGGGCGUCUUUAGGGUCUUGGAAUUCCGAGAACGUGAACAGAAGAAAUUUUCACUCAUCUCCGCUCCACCAACAAAUAACCCUCCUCCACCUGCUAGAGAAGACAAGAGGAAGCGGAACCAGACAGAUCACGCGAAGGAAGGGAAGAGGCCAAGACAGGACCGACAGUCACCACAAUACCCUUCCUUUGAAUACACCGUCCCGCAAGAAGUCAUUUAUGAAGAAAAUAAAGAAAGACCUAUCUGGCGAGAGCCGUAUAAGAUUACCACUCCUCCUGACAGGAGGGAUAAAAUCAGGUACUGCCUCUUCCAUAAAGAUCACGGUCAUACGAUCGCUGAAUGCCAUAACCUGAACAAUCAGAUCCAAGCUCUCAUGAGAAGUGGGAGGCUUACCCAAUACAUUAAGGAGGCAGGCAGACCCGGCGCCUCGCGGCAUAAUUCAACUUCUGCCCCAACACCGCAAGGGUCAGAUCCCGUGCACACAGCCUCUGCUAGCCCUCAAGAACCCCUUAAGAAAGUCCCUAUGAUACAUGGGAUCGUGGAACUCACUGAGAACCAAGAGCAUGUCACCAAAAUCCAUAAGAGGAUGGAGGAAUGGGUAAAGCGAUACAAAUCAUUAGGCCACACGGUCAAUCUUGUCACUUUAGAGGACAGAAGUUAUCCAGCCUCUGCAAUCGCCUUUACCGACGAUGACCUAAAAGGAGUGCACCUACCCCAUGACGACCCACUUGUCAUUUCACUACAGGUCGACCAUUGCUAG
Messenger RNA from Humulus lupulus (European hop), 969 nucleotides. RefSeq lists its product as uncharacterized. Bases 1 to 969 code for a protein of 322 amino acids. NCBI's taxonomy places the organism in Eukaryota, Viridiplantae, Streptophyta, Magnoliopsida, Rosales, Cannabaceae. The transcript has a single exon. The record is from RefSeq and is a predicted model, not a curated record.